UUUUCAAGAUGAAGCAAGCACUACUGUUUACGUUAUUGCUUGCUUUUCUCAUACAAAUAAAUGGAUUGUCUAUAUUCACAGACAGCAGUGGCAACAGUUCAUCUUUACUGGACAUCAGUGAUUCGGAAUCCAAAACUACGGACGUCUUCCGACAGUUGCUGAACCAAGAAACAAUCAUCAGAAUGUCACUGGUGAAGAACGUACACGCCUUAAUGAAGGACAUGCUGGAUCUGAAGAAAAAUAUGGAGACAUUGGAAACAUCCCAGCAGGAAACAGACGUAGAAGUGACCGCCUUAAAACAGGAGGUUGAAAAACUGAAAAGAGAAAACCAAAGACUUGAGCUUGAAAACGGGCGAUAUGAAGAAACUUUCAGAGCUGUUACAGAAAAUUUCACCAAAGUCGACGAAUACAUUCAACAGGUUGUGGAACAACUGGAAGAGAAAAGAGAACGUUUCGAGACAAACACUAGCAAUGUACUUGCAGAUUUUAAAGUGGAAGUUCGGUACCUGUCAGUUACCCUUCUGGACUUAAAUAAACAUACUUUGGAAAUUGACAAAAAAUUUCCUGAAAUGAUGCAGGAAAAAUAUGAGCAAAUAUCUUUGAGAUUGAACACUUCUGUGGAGAACUUGAACAAUGAUAUAAUUGCAACAAAUAAAACAAUGCUUCAAUCACUGUCUAACCUCGAAAACUCACAAAAUAUCAUACAAAAUUCUAUAUCUGUGAACAUCAGUAAAACAUUAGAAGACAUUAUGUCGGAAGUGAAGCAAUCGAAGUAUGAACAACUGCAGCUGUCUUCUACCGUGUCCUCUCUCGAGGUGUUCCGAAUGAAUUUGACAAAUAACAUAUCAGAUAAAUCAAAGAAGGUAGGUUUCUCCGCCUCAGUGUCAUCCACCGACGGUUCUUGGAAUUCCGGGACACUUGUAUUUCCUUCCGUCAUCACUAACGAAGGUAAUGGAUACAACCCAAGUAACGGAAUAUUUACUGCUCAUGUCAGCGGAACGUACGUCUUCUUCGUGAAUGUUCAGAGCUACAGUACAAAUGAUAUAUAUGUAGACAUUGUGUUGAAUAGAUCUACAAAAGUCAGAGCUAUGGCCUAUAGUGCCGGUAAUGGUGAUUAUAAUGACGCUGGUCCUAAUCUGGUGGUGCUGACUAUUCAGAAGGGAGACGCAGUGUGGGUCAAACAUUACUCUGGACAAGGUUACUAUACCAGUGGUCCUAUUACUAUUUUCUCAUACACAUGUAAUUCAAUCUGAAAAUUUUCAAAAUGCAUGCUAUAGGCAUUGAUUAUGCAUGUUCCUUUACAAAUGAAUAAUUUAUGUGGCAGUUUCAUUAAAAAUGGAUCACUACAAUGAAGAAUACCGUAAAAUCAUAUACUAGUAUUUUCUUGGAGUCAAACUUUCAUUGUUAAAAUGGAAAAAUAUGACUGUAUGAAAAAUUAAUUUCCAGGAUGAAGAAUUGUUGAUGAGUUAUAUCUGUGAAUUACAUUUCUUGUAAGACAUAAAUUUGUGCGUCUCUUAAUGACUUUAAAAUCACAAAAUUUCCCCCCACCCUCCCAUGAAAAUUAGUUAUUUCAGAGUAUUCUUUAAAAAUAUUGAUAAUCUUCACGAUUCAUUUGACGUUUGAUUUUACAUUUAACUUUUAAAUUUGGAAAGUAAACUAUCGAAAUGAUAAAAGUAAGCUGAAAAGUAAAAAAAAAAGUUUUUAUUUUAAAUUUAUUUUAAGAUGUCUUCAGGAGGAAUUGCUUAAAAUCUGAUCAGUUCAGAUAUAAUGUUUUAAAAUAUUACAAACCUAAAGAACAGGAGUUUUAAUACUUUAUUUGAGACCAGUUGGUAUUUGUAUCACUUUUAAGACUAGCAUAAACAUUUUAAACAACUUUGUUGUUAUUACAAACAAUUUUGCUAUCGUAGAAUACUAGCAUAUUUUAAAACAUGCUUUAGAAAUUUGCUCUUUUUAUGUGUGUGUUGGAAUACUAGUACAUUGCAUUGUGCUGUUGUAUCGUAGUUAAAAAAUUCCUUUUCUUCUGCUUGUAAUUUCUUUUAAAAAGUAUAUAAUUAUUAAACCCAUCAAUUUCUAUUGUCUUAAUCUAAAAUGAUAUGCAUUGUAAAUCAAAACUGAAAAAC
Molecule: messenger RNA, 2120 nt
Organism: Saccostrea cuccullata (small rock oyster)
Lineage: Eukaryota; Metazoa; Mollusca; Bivalvia; Ostreida; Ostreidae
Exons: 3
Coding region: 9-1253 (414 amino acids)
Molecular function (GO): protein binding
Source: RefSeq, a predicted model, not a curated record